Molecule: messenger RNA, 1635 nt
Organism: Metarhizium album ARSEF 1941
Lineage: Eukaryota; Fungi; Ascomycota; Sordariomycetes; Hypocreales; Clavicipitaceae
Product: phosphatidylserine decarboxylase proenzyme 1
Exons: 3
Coding region: 1-1635 (544 amino acids)
Biological process (GO): phosphatidylethanolamine biosynthetic process
Cellular component (GO): mitochondrion
Molecular function (GO): phosphatidylserine decarboxylase activity
Source: RefSeq, a predicted model, not a curated record
AUGAUGGCGGCUCUGGGAGUUGGCUCCGGCCAGCUCCUGCGACGCCAUGCCCUGGCCAACAUCCGCGGACGAUGCUCCAGAUGCGCAGACCAGCAUGUGACGACGCUCAUGCUGAGCUCCAAAUACCCUCUGCGAACGCCGAUUGCCACGCGAAACUUCUCGUCGCGAUCCGGCAGACGCCCCAGGUUCUCCCAGCGCCUGGGCGAGGCACUCCGGAACAGCAAGAUUACUUGGUAUCACAUCCCUGUUGGCGUGGGCAUCGGUUUUCUCGGUCUGGUGCAGUUCUACAAAGUCACUGCCAGGGAGCAGGAGAAGCGACGGCGGGAAGAGGGCGGUGUGCCUACAGAGCAGCCAAAAAGGCGUCAUAGGAUCCGACCCGACGGGCCAUGGCAAGUCCAAGUAAUGUCGACUUUGCCUCUCAAGGCCAUCUCGCGGCUUUGGGGCAAGUUCAACGAACUGACCAUCCCGUACUACCUGCGCGUGCCCGGAUUCAAGCUCUACUCCUUUAUAUUCGGCGUCAACCCUCGCAAAUUUCUAAUCUCAGUCCAAAGCCUUGAAGAGGUAUCCGAACCUGAUCUACACGCUUACCCAAACCUGGCUGCCUUCUUCUACCGCACGCUCAAACCGGGUGCGAGACCUCUCGAUCCCGACAGCCGCGCCUUGCUCUCCCCGGCGGACGGUAAAAUCCUGCAGUAUGGACGAAUAGAGGGCGGAGAUAUCGAGCAGGUCAAGGGGAUGACGUAUAGCGUCGAUGCGUUGCUGGGCAAGAACUCGCCCACCGCCAGCAUCGCCUCGGGCCAAAGCUCUGCAUCUGCCCAAAGCGGCGGCAGUGUAGCCCACGGAGACGAGGAAAUCGUCAAGCAGGAGGAGGAAUUUGCCAAGAUGAACGGCAUUUCCUACACGCUCCCUGACCUGCUGUCCGGCCAGCCCGACGCUCAGAAGCCUCACUCGGCAACGGACGAGUCGACCGAAGUCUCUGCCGGGGCCGUGUCCGAGGUCCGGGCCGAGCUAGCCCUCGGGGAAAAGCCCUGGUACGACAUCGUCUCCGCGGACAAGACCACCUCACUCUACUACGCCGUCAUCUACCUGGCUCCCGGCGACUACCACAGAUUCCACUCGCCGACAAACUGGGUCGUCGAGCGACGGCGCCACUUUGCCGGGGAGCUGUACAGCGUCUCGCCGUACCUGCAGCGGACACUUCCCGGCCUGUUUACCCUCAACGAGCGCGUGGUGCUGCUGGGCAGGUGGCGCUACGGCUUCUUCAGCUACGUGCCUGUCGGGGCGACAAAUGUCGGCUCCAUCAAGAUCAACUUUGACCGCGAGCUGCGAACAAACAGCCUGCUGACGGACACGGCUGCCGAUCACGCCGCCGAGGAGGCGGCCAAACGUGGCGAGCCGUACAUGGGCUAUGCCGAGGCCACGUACGAGGCGGCCAGCCCGAUCCUUCACGGCCACGCCCUCCGUCGAGGCGAGGAGAUGGGCGGGUUCCAGCUGGGCAGCACCAUCGUCUUGGUCUUCGAGGCCCCGUCUGAGAAGGCACAGGGGGGCAAGCCCAGCGGCGGCUGGCACUGGGCAGUGGAGAAGGGACAGAAGAUCAAGAUGGGACAAGCCCUUGGACGAGUUGUCGACGAGUAG